Messenger RNA from Hypanus sabinus (Atlantic stingray), 2154 nucleotides. It is a transcript of the gene ubr7, whose product is annotated as ubiquitin protein ligase E3 component n-recognin 7. Lineage: Eukaryota; Metazoa; Chordata; Chondrichthyes; Myliobatiformes; Dasyatidae. The transcript is spliced from 11 exons. Gene Ontology annotation, molecular function: ubiquitin protein ligase activity; zinc ion binding. The record is from RefSeq and is a predicted model, not a curated record. Bases 37 to 1296 code for a protein of 419 amino acids. Gene Ontology annotation, cellular component: cytoplasm.
UAGCCCCCAACCCCGGAAGUCCUUACGCAGUUUGAGAUGGCGGCAAACGAGGAGAAUCACAAGCGGCCGCUGCAGGAGGAUCCUAUCGUGUCCUUAGCCGACGUUCUGGAGGAGAACGAGGAGUUGGAGCACGAAGCGUGCGCGGUUCUGGGUGGCAGCGACUCCGACAAAUGCUCUUACCCGGAGGGCUAUGUGAAGAGACAGGCACUGUAUGCUUGCAACACAUGUACGCCCAAAGGAGGACAGCCUGCCGGCAUCUGUUUGGCUUGCAGCUACAAGUGUCAUGAAGGCCAUGAGCUGUUUGAACUUUACACUAAAAGAAAUUUCCGCUGUGACUGUGGGAACAGCAAGUUUAGUGAUCUGCAGUGUAAGUUUUUCUCGGACAAAGAAAAAACAAAUUGCAAGAAUAAAUAUAAUGACAACUUCUUUGGACUGUACUGUACCUGCAAGAGGCCUUAUCCAGAUCCUGAAGAUGAGACCCCUGAUGAAAUGAUUCAAUGCGUGGUGUGUGAAGACUGGUUCCAUGGAAGGCACCUUGGUACUGUUCUCCCUGACAACGUGGAGUAUCAGGAAAUGGUGUGCCGAAGCUGUAUGAAGAGAUGCUCCUUUCUCUGGGCCUACGCGACACACUUGGCAGUUAUCAAGGCAACAGAUGGUGAGAACAGUGCACCGUUGACCAAGUUGGAGGACAGCAACGUUGAUGUGUGUACGGUGCAGGAAAAUGGUGAUUCCUGUAACCAAAAAGCAGUGAAAACUGAAGAAAGUGAAGCCAAGCAGAAUGGACCCUCCACAAGCUGCACAGCUGAGCAAUCUGAGGCAGUGAGUGACGACGAAGCAAGUUGCAGUGUGAAAGAGGAGGAUGCUGGCUGCAAACUGCAACAGCUGAGGAAGAGAGGGGGCAUGCAGAGAGACUGUGCCACCUACUGGCCUCAUAACUGGCGUAACACGUUGUGCACCUGCCCAUCCUGCAUGAACCUGUACAAAGAACUCGAAAUCUCGUUUCUUUUGGACGAGUUUGACACAGUACUGGCUUAUGAGAACAAAGGUAAAAGUGAUGAAGAGACUGAUCGAGAGAGAAGUGACCCACUGAUGGCUGUCCUGAGCAAUAUGAAUAGAAUCCAGCAAGUUGAACUCAUUUAUGAAUACAAUGAUUUAAAAUCUGAAUUGAAAGAUUACCUGAAGAGAUUUGCAGAUGAAGGAAAGGUGGUUACAAGUGAAGAUAUCCAGCAAUUCUUUGAGGAGCUUCAAUCAAAGAAGAGACGGCGAGUGGACGGGAUGCAGUAUUUUUGCAGUUAAACUACCAUAACAUUCAGUCAAAACAUGUGCAAAAUGUUAUCAUAACAACGGCACUUUUAAAAUUAACUGGUUGUCCCCUGUUUAUUUUACUUGGCCUCCUUGGUGUAAUUCAAGCAGAAAUGGUUUAGUGCAGAGGUUCCUGAGCUUUUCUUGCGCCAUGGACCCCUACCAUUAAUGGAGGGGUCCAUAGACGCCAGGUUGGGAACCCCUGGUUUAUUGAGAAGACGCAAUAGAGAAUUCAUAGCAUCAGUUCACUUCAGUAGGGGAAGAGUAGAAAUGAUACUUUUAUAAGAAAUUAACAGCUUGGACUAUGUAUGCACAGGUAAUUCUUUUUAAACUCAUGGUUUAUAAUAAGCAUUGGGACAAAUGAGACCUUCAAACAGGACAGUGGCUCUAAUACAUCCAUGCUGCCUUCAUCCACCAACUAAAUACCCACCCCGACAAGCUGUUUAACAGCAGUGUGCGGUAAAUAUUGAAAUCAAGCCAUACCUGUAGCCGAGAGCUCUCUUGUUCACCUACUUUAAAACCAGCUUCAUCUAGCCAGAAGGGGCAAGUUCAUAGCUUCAACUAUACACUUAAAACUGCAAAUCAAGGCACUAAGGUUCAUAUUGAGAUUGCUAAGAAACUAGCCAUCAUUUGACAGUGAAGAUCUUUAAUUGACAAUUAUUAACCUGAAACCAUGUUCUACAAGUUGCUUCAUUUACAGCAAGCAUAAGGAAUAUCUGUCUGUGUCGCACCCUGUAAUUUUUAACGUUGGAACUGAAAUAUGAAAAGCUGACCGACAUGUUGAAUCUGUUCUGUUACUAAUGCUUUAAUGUUCAUGGGUUAGGGAGAAGCCAAUAAAAAUUUAGUUACUUU